This is a messenger RNA of Neltuma alba, 2252 nucleotides long. Its product is annotated as receptor-like protein EIX2. The record is from RefSeq and is a predicted model, not a curated record. Lineage: Eukaryota; Viridiplantae; Streptophyta; Magnoliopsida; Fabales; Fabaceae. The transcript is spliced from 2 exons. Gene Ontology annotation, molecular function: protein binding. The coding region runs from base 1 to 2238 and encodes 745 amino acids.
AUGUCUCUGAUUCUGUUGGUGUUGCUAUGUGCAGUGAGAUUCAACACGAUCAGUUGCUGCCAUGAGAGGGAUCGAAGUUCACUGUUAAGCUUCAAACAAGGCGUCGUUGAUCCCUCCAACCUCCUCUCUUCUUGGUCCACUCUCCCAGAUUGCUGCCAAUGGGAUGGAGUUCAGUGUGACCACAACAACAGAGUCUUCGGUCUUUCUCUGUCAGCAGAAUACUUAAGAGGUUAUGAAAACGCGUACCACAGACACUACUAUGUCGAUCGAAUAAGCAACAAUCAUUCAGAAUCACUGAGAGGUGAAAUCAACUUAUCUUCUUUACUUGCUCUUGAAUUUCUCGAACGGUUGAAUUUGGGCGACAAUGACUUUGAACGCAUAAGCAUGGCGCCUAUCAAUAAUUCUGUUGCAACUCAUACUCAUUUGCCACACAAUUCUUCUAAGCUUUUGCUGCUGAGUUUAUCAUACAAUAUUCAUCUCCACAUUGAUAAUCUUCAUUAUUGGCUCUCCCGACUUCCUUCCUUGACAUCUCUCGACCUCAGUGGCGUUCAUCUUCCUAGUGAAACCAAUUGGGUUCAAUCAUUGGCCUCGCUACCUCUCAAUGAUUUAAAUUUGUGUGAUUGUAAUUUGACCACCUCUAUUCUGCCUUUCCAACAUGCCAAUUUUAGCUCACUUUCAUAUCUCGAUCUUAGUCUGAAUGAUUUAACAUUUGGAUUACCUAAUUGGUUGUUCAAUCUUAGCAAAGAUCAUCUCCAUAGUUUUUAUCUCAGUCAAUGCAAUUUGAGAGGUCAAAUUCCAGAUCUUUCAGGCUAUCGAAAUCUGAUGUCGUUAGAUCUAUCCAACAACAAACUCAAAGGGUCAAUACCUAAGUGGCUUGGCCAGCUUCAUAGACUAACCAUCCUUGAUCUAUCUAAUAACUCGUUUCACGGUUCCAUUCCUUCUGAUCUCCUAAACGCAUCAGCUUUAUUAGACUAUUUAGAUAUUAGCUUCAACAACUUGAGUGGUCCGCUCCCAAACAUUCUUGGCCAAAAUAAAUCUGCCAACUCAAUUGGAGUGGAUAUAUCGAACUUGUUUCCCAGAACAGCUUUGAAAAUAUUUAUGUCAUUUAAUAAAUUUGAAGGAAGGCUUCCUCGAGUACAAAAUUGGGUCCAAGCUUUGGAUUUAUCUUACAACUAUUUCUCGGGAUCAUUAUAUAGUUCAUUGUGUCACUCUGAGACUAAUCAGUCUGUUUUGGAGUAUUUGGACCUGUCAAAUAAUUAUCUCACUCAAGAACUUCCAGAUUGCUGGAACAGUCGGAGAUAUUUGGUUUACAUAUACUUGGAGAAUAAUCAGUUGACUGGUCGAGUUCCAGCAAUGAUGGGUUCAUCAUUACCUCGCCUAAGGGCACUAGAUCUACAUAAUAAUGACUUUUCUGGUGAUAUACCUUCGACUUUCAAUAAUUGCACGUAUUUGGUGCUUCUCAAUUUAGAAGAAAACAACUUCUCUGGAGGAUCAAUCCCUCACUGUCUACACAACGCAACCAGUUUGGCUUCCCUUAAAAAUGUUUUAGACUUCCGUACAGGUCCUCGUCCUCCGUCAGAUUAUACCAUGCCAACUGCAAAAGAAUUCAUGAAAAUUGAUUUGCAUAUAAAGGGUCAACAAUUAGACUACGGGAAAACUCUAAAGUUGGUGAGAAGUAUUGACCUAUCAGCUAACAGGCUAUCAGGAGAAAUUCCUGUACAGUUGUUCAAGCUCACCAAGUUACAAUCACUGAACUUGUCUUACAAUUAUUUGAUAGGAGAGAUACCAGAGCAGAUUGGAGAGAUGAAAGAUCUAGAAUCUUUUGAUUUGUCCCACAACAAUCUUCAUGGGAAUAUUCCUCAGAGCAUGGCCGGUCUAUCUUUUCUCGAUGUUUUGAAUAUGUCAUACAACCAUUUCAGCGGCCAAAUUCCAUUGGGCACUCAGCUUCAGAGUUUUGAUGCAUGGAGUUACGCUGGAAAUCCUGAGCUUUGUGGGCCUCCUCUUCAAAAGAACUGCACAAUACCAGAUAAUACAGAGAAAGUUGAAGAAAAUGAGGAUGAUGGUUUUUUGAAGUCAUUGUAUCUUGGAAUGGGCGUUGGCUUUGCUGUGGGAUUCUGGGUAGUUUCUGGUUCAUUGUUGCUGAACAAAGCAUGGAGGCACUCUUAUUUUCGAUUUUUUAAUGGUGUGGUUGAUCGAAUCUAUGUUAUUGUGGCCAUAAAGCUUCAAAGAUUCCACUGAAUGGGGAUAGACUG